CGUAGAUAAUGUGAAGAAUUCCCAACGAACUCCAUUUCGACCUCUUCUGGAAAAAGAAUCCUGUGACGAAGAAGUCAUUCAUAUGAUCAAGAAGUGCUGGACAGAAGAUCCUACAGAGAGACCUGAUUUCCAAGCUCUUAAAUCGAUCAUUAGAAGACUUAACAAAGACAAUGACAGUGGUAACAUUUUAGACAAUUUGUUAUCACGAAUGGAACAGUAUGCGAAUAAUCUAGAAGCUCUUGUUGAGGAAAGAACAGCGGACUAUUUGGAAGAGAAAAGGAAGGCGGAAGACCUCUUAUACCAGCUUUUACCAAAGUCUGUGGCCAGCCAGCUGAUCAGAGGUGAAUCUGUGACAGCCGAGGCAUUUGACGGCGUCACCAUUUAUUUCAGCGACAUUGUCGGUUUCACAGAGAUGUCAGCGGAGAGCACUCCUAUGGAAGUAGUUGAUCUUCUGAAUGAUUUAUAUACAUGCUUUGAUUCAAUUAUUGAGAAUUUUGAUGUAUAUAAGGUUGAAACAAUAGGUGACGCAUAUAUGGUAGUAUCAGGAUUGCCAGUGAGGAACAGCAAUCUUCAUGCUCGAGAAAUAGCCCGAAUGUCCUUGGCGCUUCUUAAUACUGUCAAAUCGUUCACCAUCCGGCAUCGACCUCAAGAGAAACUAAAACUGAGGAUAGGUUUACAUACCGGUCCUUGUGCAGCAGGAGUUGUCGGUCUAAAGAUGCCGAGAUAUUGUUUAUUUGGAGACACUGUAAAUACAGCAUCCAGGAUGGAAUCAACAGGAUUACCUCUCCGAAUCCAUUUAAGUACAAAGACCAAGGAAGUUCUAGACACAUUCCAAACGUUUCUCUUAGAAUGUAGAGGUGAUAUUGAAAUAAAAGGUAAAGGCAAAAUGACGACAUACUGGUUGAUCGGAGAACAAGAGAAACCCCCAACUGUCAAUCCUCCCAUGCCUAAGAAAGAAGACAAUACUCCCAUUUCCAAAAAAGAAGAUAUUACAAAAGAUGUCCGAGAAACCAACCUAUAAGGAUACGAACUUUAUUCGAAAUUUCAUAGUCUCACCAGUGCACUUAUUAUACGUCAAAGUUACGACACCAGAGUGCACCUGAAGAUGCUGGUCGUCUUUAGUGAAGGUUCACGUGAUACAUCCAUACACCAAAAUUCGCAUCGUCUCCAUCAACAUUUCCCAUCCAGUGUGGUUCAGCAGGAAAUAACCUUUCUUAUGUCUCGUUUGCACCACAGUCCAAAUUGCACUGUAUAUGAAACAGUUAUGGAAACCAGGGACCGAGUUUUCCAGAGCUUAAAACGGAAAGAACAUGUUACUUAUACUUGUGGUGCACUACCGGGGUGUUAGAGAAAAUGAUCGAAUAAAAAUGUUUAUCGAUUGCUUGUAAUUAAAGAAAAUUAAUAUAUACUACAAUAUUACAUGGCAAA
Stegodyphus dumicola is the source of this 1428-nucleotide messenger RNA. RefSeq names its product atrial natriuretic peptide receptor 1-like. The record is from RefSeq and is a predicted model, not a curated record. Gene Ontology annotation, biological process: protein phosphorylation; cGMP biosynthetic process; intracellular signal transduction. Gene Ontology annotation, cellular component: plasma membrane. Lineage: Eukaryota; Metazoa; Arthropoda; Arachnida; Araneae; Eresidae. Gene Ontology annotation, molecular function: guanylate cyclase activity; peptide receptor activity; adenylate cyclase activity.